Molecule: messenger RNA, 2317 nt
Organism: Dreissena polymorpha
Lineage: Eukaryota; Metazoa; Mollusca; Bivalvia; Myida; Dreissenidae
Product: synaptic vesicle membrane protein VAT-1 homolog-like
Exons: 10
Coding region: 399-1598 (399 amino acids)
Molecular function (GO): oxidoreductase activity
Source: RefSeq, a predicted model, not a curated record
GUUAAGACAUUGCAGUUGUUGUUUUUUACCAUUAUAUAGUGUGUGCUUUUCAACAGAAUGAAAUUAACAUGAUGGACAAUAACUGUACGUUAUUCCGCGGUUUAGUUUCAUGUACAAUUUGCAUCUACGUAUUGCUGGUGUGGUAUUGAUCAGAGAUUCACUGCUUGGAUGUACAGAUAUUGUGGUCAAUCUAAGGUCGUGAGCUUUUUAAAACGCACAUUUCCAAGGCAAUACUGGCACAUCGCUGCUGUGCUAUUUAUACAUCCGUCGUUUGGAUUGUGACAGAGAUUCAAGGUCUUCCUCCAGCCAAUGGAAAUUCUCCAAUACUCUCCAUAAACAGCGGGCGCAGCCGAAGCACUAUUCGUGAAGUUUAAACGGUCGGAGUAAAGUUUAGCAAUAUGCCAGAAACCGUUGCAAUAGAUGACAAAAAGGACGAAGGGGCAGCUGCCCCUAAGGAGUCCAGGAGCAUAGUGUUGUCCGGUUUUGGUGGUUUGAAGAUGCUGAAAGUGCAGAAGAAGCCGGAAUCCAAGCCGGGCGACGGGGAGGUUGCUAUCAGAGUGAAGGCGUGUGGCUUGAACUUCCUAGACCUGAUGGUGCGCCAGGGGGUCCUGGAUAGCCCGCCGAAGACGCCGGUUACCAUGGGCUUCGAGUGCUCCGGCGAGGUCGAGGCCGUUGGGGAGAACACGCCCGGCAUAGCGAUCGGAGAUCACGUUAUCGCGUUUACGGACUACGGCGCGUGGGGGGAGCUGGUGGUUGCGUCUGCGCGCUACGUGUUCAAGAUGCCGUCCAACAUGAGCUACCAGGACGCCGCGGCGCUGCCCAUGAACUACCUGGCCGCCCACAUCAUGCUCUUCGACAUCAGCAACCUCCAGAAGGGCAUGUCCGUGUUCGCGCAGAAUAUCGGCGGCGGUGUGGGCCAUGCAAUCACUCAGCUGUGUAAGACCGUCGAGGACGUCACUCUGUAUGGCACAGCGUCAGCGCACAAACAUGACGUCAUCAAAAACAACGUCACGCACGUUAUCGACAAAAGCGGGGACUACAUUCAGGAAGUGCGGAAACUGGCCCCUGACGGUGUGGACAUCGUGCUGGACUGUAUUUGCGGAGAGGACACAAACAAGGGGAUAUCACUGCUGAAACCCAUGGGCAAAUACGUACUGUACGGUUCCUCAAGCAUCAUCACCGGUGAGACGAAGAGCUUCUUUAGCUUCGCUAAGUCAUGGUGGCAAGUGGACAAGGUCAGCCCCAUAAAACUGUACGACGAGAACAAGACGGUGUCAGGGUUCCAGCUGCGCCACCUGGCGUUCCAACAGGGCCGGGAUCAGGUCAUCCGGGCAACCAUGAACAAACUCUUCCAACUUUACAGCCAAGGCAAGAUCCAGCCCGUUGUUGACUCCACGUGGGCAUUCGAGGAUGUUGCGGACGCCAUGCAGAGGAUGCACGACCGCAAGAACAUCGGCAAAAUCAUCCUUGACCCUGCCAUGGAACCAAAACCAAAGGUUGUUACUAACGCUGAGGCGACCCCCGGACAGGAAGAAACCAAUGAGGAGAAACCGGAAGUUGAUGAGCACAAGGAGCAACCCGCCGUGAACGGCCAAUAGGCGUGAAACGUCAUGUCUCCUGACCUAGGAAAGUCGUACUCUCACGAAGAGCUUCAUACUUGAACGAUUUCUAGUGCAUUUUAUGAGCGGUCUAAAGUUGAUUUCGUUGUAAACAAAAUCCUAAAAAUUCACCAAAGACACGCAUGUUUUAAAAUAAAGAGACCUUAAUCCUCAUUCAACGUUACUAAGAAAACAACCGCACCGCCGGGUAUGAACAAGAGCAGGAGACGAUGUAUAGGGAACAAUCUUAUCAAAUUCCUUUAAGGGUACAAUAUGGUGAGGGUACGGCUUGGUAAUAAAUAAAUGCGUCUAUAUAUAUGUGUGUUAAACUAAUGGUAGUAACAAUUCGUCCGAAGAGUUGACGAUAUAUUAUGAAUAUGGGUAAAAUGUGACGACAGUCACUUGUGAGUGGCAGCUUUAAGCUGUGCAAGAACUAAACCACUUUUAACUUUGACAACGGUGCAUAUUAUGAUAUGAAACAAAUAUAUAAAAAUACAUUAUCGUGUGCUAAUCAAUCUUGUAUAGUGUGGCUUGUUGUGUUGGUUAUUUUCUUAUCCCUAAACUUUUAACUUGUUCCUAUAGCUAGUAUUUAAAGCAACAAUUAACAAAUAAAGGAUGGCGAUGUAUUAUUAUUUCCCUAUAAUUAUACACAUUUACCUGUAAAUUGGUUUGCAUUUUAUUUGUGAUAGCGGCAUUUGAAUAAACAUGGGUUUUGAUUA